AUGGGUGUCAUCCGUUUUCCUCGCCCUGCGGGCAUCUACGUCCCUAGCUCUCCUGUUCGCCUCACCAACGAUAUGAUCUCCCCUCCUCUUUCCGCCGACUUCAACUUUGAUGCCGAAACCGUUACUCUCUCCACAUUGCCUGCUCUUGAGUAUAUUUCCCAGAAACUUCAACAACGAAUGAUGCAUGUCACUCUCCUUGUCGGCCGCGGAAAGCCCUACCCCACUGGCGAACCCUCCGACUUGAUGAUUAUUCCCAUUACAUCCCUCGAUGCACCAGCGUGGCGCAUCCUCGAGCGGGCUAUCUCCAAGGCCGCAAAGAAAUUCUCAUUGGGCCAAAGCUGGUCCGACGCAUUGAACCGUAGCCAGUACGAACGCCAUGCGAACGAGUACCUGGUGCAGCAAUCAAUCCUCCAAAACGAAGUCGUCUUUAGCCAAGAGGGUCUUACUCUGCUCAACAUGGAUCGCAUCUACACAUUCAAACGCCGUUUGUGUAUCCUCUCCAACCGUCCAUUCUCUCGCUCAGAUGACCAGUCUAUGGCUUCCUGUGUGAAACUCCUGCACCGCCUGAUCGCCGACUUCCAAGGCCGCCCAUUCAGCAAAGCUUUCUUUCACCGCGUCUACGAGCAGCUUGAUGUGAGGGAUGAUCUGCUCACCGCCAUUGCGGUUGCUUACAAGAGCACGCACAAGCUAGAUGCGAUCAUCUUGCCUCAGCAACCUAAGGCUGAGCAAGUGCAGCUAGUGGUUGAGAAGCCGAUGAUGCAGAAGCCCAUUGUUCAAGAAAUUUCUGUUCAAAAAUCCAUAACCCAGAAGGCCGUGGCCCAGAAGCCGGCGACGAAGGCUGUACGUGCUAAACGCCCAGCACAGCCUGCUAGAUGCAGUAUCCAGAGGAUCGGCGCUCCAGCAAAGAGAGGGCCGAAGACGCCCCUGUCGGCGUCAGAUGUGACUCCAAUCACCAGAAACGAGUGGAAUUUCCUCGUCAGCCAGGAUAUUCGCUUACAGCCGACUGUGACCAAGUGGACUCCAUCUCCUACUGUCUAUGCUGUCGCGUGA
This is a messenger RNA of Penicillium maclennaniae, 1050 nucleotides long. RefSeq lists its product as uncharacterized. The transcript has a single exon. NCBI's taxonomy places the organism in Eukaryota, Fungi, Ascomycota, Eurotiomycetes, Eurotiales, Aspergillaceae. The record is from RefSeq and is a predicted model, not a curated record. Bases 1 to 1050 code for a protein of 349 amino acids.